UACACGACACUCCAGCAAACACACAGCAGGCAUUUCAAAUCCACUCCGGGACACCAUGACUUCCGCAUAAUGUCGGCAGAAGUUGCAAUCCAGAAGUUCUCCUUCCCCUUCUCUUGUGCUGCACACCUUUCCAAGCAAGAUGAGGAGAGCGAGGUGGGAUGCAUACAGGUGAAGGCCCUGGGGCUUUGUGAUCGCCAGGAAAAUCCCAGUUUAAGCCAGUCGAGCACCGUCACUCCGGUAGCGGCUUUGGCACGCCGUGAGAUCCCCAAAGCAUCCGCUGAGGGUGACAUGGCCGCUUCCCAAGCCCUGGUCUGCCCCGAGGCCUCCCAGAGCGCUGUGCUCUCUUGCCGCAGUGUCUUUGAGAGACUGGCAGCGGAGGCAGAGGACCAGCGCCCGGUGGCAAAAAGACAGCUGUCAUCCGAGAGCGCUUCCAGGAACAUCACAGUGGUGAAGAAGAGCGCGGUGAGGGUGGAGGUGGAGGAGCAAAAACACCUGCAAGUCAAGACCUUCAUGGCAGCAGGGAGGAGGAAGCGCCGGAAAGAUCUCUUCGCUUGCUCAGAUGUUUUCCACAGGCUUGACUCGCAUGUCAUCAGAGCAGGGUCAGAGAUGAAGGAAAAGCGUGUGCACGAUGUGAGAGCGAUCGUCCAGAGCAUCACAAAGGUAUCCAAGACAGAGGUGGAGAAAGUCCGAGCCAUCUGGGUUUGGCUCUGUCACAACAUCGAAUAUGAUGUCAGCGGCUUCCUGGGGCACUCAGAGAGGAUGACCUCCCCGGAGGAAGUGAUAGCAAGCGGUCGAGGAGUUUGUUGCGGCUACUCCAGUCUCUGUACAGACAUGUGCAGGCUGGUGGGCAUCGAAUGCCAGGAAGUGGCGGGGCACAGUAAGGGCAUAGGCUACCGCCAGGGCCAGAGCUUCAAGAAUGUGAAAUCAGAUCACCUGUGGAACGCUGUGCUCCUGGAAGGACAGUGGUUCUUAAUGGACGCCUGCUGGGGAUCCGGACAAGUCAACAUGAAAGAAGAGAGCUUCGUCAAAAGGUUUGAUGAUUUCUAUUUCCUGACGGACCCAGAGGAGUUUAUAGAGUCCCACUUCCCCGACGAGGAGAAAUGGCAGCUUCUGGAGUCACCAAUCACCCUGGAGGACUUUGAGAGGAGGGUCUUCAAGACUUCGUCUUUCUUCUCCAUGGGGCUGAGGCUGAUGCAACCUCAUCACUGUCACAUCGUCACAGACGAUGGUGAGGCAAACGUCUCCAUUGGUUUCUCCAGGCCUGUGACCUUUACCUAUGAGAUGAAGCAGCACCAGGACUUCCUGCAGUGCGACACUUCAGAGGAGAAAGAGAACAGUCACUGCUCCUCCGGUCUCCUGACGGUCUCCCACCGCAGCAUGAAUCUGCAACUGCUGCCGCCUGCAAGCGGCACAUACGACCUGAAGAUAUUUGCUAGGCCAGAAACAGCCACCACUCCCCUGGGCUGGGUAUGCUCCUUCACAGUGGAGUGUCUGCAACCCAGGGCUAUGGAGGAUAUCCCGGAGAACCCCUACCUAUCAUGGGGCCUGCUACCCAAUGUGGCAUCUCUGGGAGUGGCAGGCUGCAGUCAGAACAGUGAGGUGGCCGAGGUUGAGGAAGGCCGUUUUAAGUUAGCUUUGAAGACAUCCAGGUCUCUUAUGGUGCUUUGUGAACUGGUCCACCCGGACUUGGAGGCCGCGAUUACCAAGCGCUGCCUGGCUACUCAGAUUCAACCAGACCUCCUGAGCUGCCACGUCCUGUGCCCCUCUCGUGGCUUCUACCGGCUGUCCGUGUUUGUGCGGGAUUAUGAGAAAACAGAUGCCAAGUUCCAGACGGCCGCAAACAUCCUAUUGCACUGUAAAGGAAAGGUUGUCAGUGAGCAUGAACUCUUCCCUCCUAAUCUGAGCUCAGUAUGUGGGCCAGGGACCCGUACGUCAGAGAUGGGUCUCUCCAAAUUCAGCCACACGACGCCUGUGGUGAGCACGCCUCAAGGCAAGUGUAACAUCACCUUCCACAACCAGCGAGACCUGGAGCUUCACCCUGUGAUUAGCAGUGCGGACAAUAAAGCGGGAGCUUUCCCGCUCACACGCCAUCUUUUCUGCACCUACACAGAUAGCAAAGUGACAGUGAGCGUCAGCCUGCCAGACGCGGGCAUGUAUCGCCUUGGCCUGUACGCCAGGACCACCUCCAGUGGAGAUUUUGACCCCAUGUGUGACUUUGUGCUGAGGAACUACUGCGAUCAAGCGGGGCUUCCUUUCCCUCGCGUCUACGCCGCCUGGAGAAAAGGAUGCGUGCUUUUUGAGCCCCGUGUGGGCCUGCUGGAGCCCGCAACCUGGGUUCGCUUUCGGGUGAGGAUCCUGGGGGCCCAGAGGGUGUGCGUGGUGGGAGAAGGGCGGACAGAUCUGAAACUGAACAAAAGCCGGGUCUGGGAAGGCGAAGUAUUCAGCGGGGAAGGCGUCUCACAACUGAAGCUGGCCGCCUCAUCUGGGGAGUCCAGCGACCUCUCUGUUUUGAUGACUUUUGACAUCAAACCAGUGCAAGGAGAAGUGUAAAAUGGAUCAGAUCUGGCGUUUGGAUUCUGGAAUUAGCUCAUACAUGCUAACAAUAUGGGCAAUUGUCAGUUUAGAUGUGUAAAGACUGUGAGCAGUUUCCUUCUUUUAGGUUUAGCAGCGUUGAUAUAAAAAUAAAGCUGCUCGUUUCCUCGAGGAUUUUUAAAGCUUGAUACUUUUUUCGGGCAGACUUCAGGACUAAAUGGGUUUUCACUGGUGCUCAGUUGUGGUGCUCAGCCAUCAUUUUAUGUCAUGAUUGCAUUUGUAUGUAUUUGUAUUGUGUAACAAGGAGCUGUGCUUUAUACAACAACACACAUUAAAAACUUGUA
Messenger RNA from Nerophis lumbriciformis (worm pipefish), 2876 nucleotides. RefSeq names its product kyphoscoliosis peptidase (gene ky). Gene Ontology annotation, cellular component: cytoplasm. Lineage: Eukaryota; Metazoa; Chordata; Actinopteri; Syngnathiformes; Syngnathidae. The record is from RefSeq and is a predicted model, not a curated record.